Messenger RNA from Oenanthe melanoleuca, 5080 nucleotides. RefSeq names its product LIM homeobox transcription factor 1 beta (gene LMX1B). Lineage: Eukaryota; Metazoa; Chordata; Aves; Passeriformes; Muscicapidae. Gene Ontology annotation, biological process: neuron differentiation; regulation of transcription by RNA polymerase II. Gene Ontology annotation, molecular function: DNA-binding transcription factor activity, RNA polymerase II-specific; RNA polymerase II transcription regulatory region sequence-specific DNA binding. Bases 221 to 1423 code for a protein of 400 amino acids. The record is from RefSeq and is a predicted model, not a curated record. The transcript has 8 exons. Gene Ontology annotation, cellular component: nucleus.
GGCGGCCCCAUGGGCGGCGGCGCCGGCUCCUGCCUCUGCCCCCCGUCUCUGGAAGCCCGGGCAGGAAACGCUCCUCAUGUCUUCCAGAUAAAAAUAAAAGCGACUCGUCCCUCCCGGCCGCAGAGUGUCCCCGCGCCCGGCCCGACGCGGGGCUGAGCUGGCCCCGCCGCCCGGCAGCGCCUCUCCCCGCCGCCCGCAGCGCCGGGCCGCGCCGCCGCUCAUGGACAUCGCCUCGGGUCCCGAGUCCUUGGAGAGGUGCUUCCCGCGGGGCCCACCGGACUGCGCCAAGAUGCUGGACGGCAUCAAAAUGGAAGACCACCCCCUGCGCUCGGGGCCGGCCACGCUGGGAGUGCUGCUGGGGUCGGAGUGCCAGCACCAGGCCGUCUGCGAGGGCUGCCAGCGGCCCAUCUCGGACCGGUUCCUGAUGCGGGUGAACGAGUCCUCCUGGCAUGAGGAGUGCCUACAGUGCGCCGCGUGCCAGCAGGCGCUCACCACCAGCUGCUACUUCCGGGACCGCAAGCUCUACUGCAAGCAGGACUACCAACAGCUGUUCGCCGCCAAGUGCAGCGGCUGCAUGGAGAAGAUCGCGCCGACGGAGUUCGUGAUGCGCGCCCUGGAGUGCGUGUACCACCUGAGCUGCUUCUGCUGCUGCGUGUGCGAGCGCCAGCUGAGGAAAGGCGACGAGUUUGUCCUCAAGGAAGGGCAGCUGCUCUGCAAAAGUGACUAUGAGAAAGAGAAGGACUUGUUGAGCUCGGUCAGCCCAGACGACUCAGACUCAGUCAAGAGUGAUGAUGAAGAUGGAGAUGUUAAGCCCACCAAAGGCCAAGUAACCCAAGGAAAAGGAAGCGAUGAUGGGAAGGACCCCAGAAGGCCCAAACGACCACGGACAAUACUCACCACCCAGCAGAGACGAGCCUUCAAAGCUUCCUUUGAGGUCUCCUCUAAGCCCUGCAGAAAGGUCAGAGAAACGUUGGCAGCUGAAACGGGGCUCAGCGUGCGAGUCGUCCAGGUCUGGUUCCAAAACCAAAGAGCAAAGAUGAAAAAGCUGGCACGAAGGCACCAACAGCAGCAGGAGCAGCAGAACUCGCAGCGACUAGGACAAGAAGUAAUGUCCAACCGAAUGGAAGGGAUGAUGACAUCUUACACACCACUUGCACCACCACAGCAGCAGAUUGUAGCAAUGGAGCAAAGCAGUUAUGGCACAGACCCAUUUCAGCAGGGUCUUACACCUCCACAAAUGCCAGGCGACCACAUGAACCCCUAUGGAAACGACUCCAUUUUUCAUGAUAUCGACAGUGAUACCUCUUUAACUAGCUUGAGCGACUGUUUUCUUGCCUCUUCCGAAGUUAACUCCAUGCAGGCUAGAGUAGGAAAUCCCAUUGACAGGCUGUACUCUAUGCAGAGCUCCUAUUUCGCCUCAUGAAAAUAAAGGAAGCCCAGUGCCGGCGUUGCUCAGCCCGGGAUGUUUCCAGUGCAGACUCUACAGCCAUAUGUUGCCCAGCUCUUCCUUCACAGUGACUCUGCUGCCUCUGGACUGCAAAGAGCCUUUUUUUAGGAAGACUGUCUCUGUUUGCAUAUAUGUGUAUGUAUGUAAUACAUUUUAAUACCUGCAUACAUACAUAUAUAGAGAGACAAAACACAUCCACCCGACCCGUCCCCUUGGUUCCCAGCUGGCGCCAGACCACGAGACAAGCACGGAAGGAACAGAAGAACCUGCUCAUCCUCAGCCUUUGAUCUGGUUUGGUUUGAGCUCAUCAUCUUAAAGGAAAUGGAUUUUGUGGAAAGCUAGACCUUUUCCUCCUCUCUCUCCUCCUUUCUUUUGGAUGUCUAAACUUUUUUUUUUUUUUUAGCCACUGAUACUGACAUCAGACAACCAUAUGACAAAUAAAUCAAAGAAACUGGAGAUUCCUCCUUUUCUUACUGCAUGAUUCAUACUAUGUUGUGGAUAAAUUGCCAUUUGAACUGUGAGAAGUUAAUGUAAAUGUGACGUUCAACAUUUGUUUCCUUUCUACACUUUUUUCUACAUAACCUCGAUCUGCUCAUUAGUUUAUAGCCCUUAUGCAUAUGAUACUGAGGAAACUGGUUAACAGUAUUUGUGGAGAAAGCCAGUGAUUUCAGAGUAAGAAAGGUCUAUGACCCUGGAGAGGAGAUGCAUGUUAGGGGCAGAGGCAUUUAGGUUAGUAUUGAUCUUAAAUAAUUAAAACUAAAGGUGCUUACAAGACAGAUUUAUUUAAUUUUUUUCUGAAGUGUGAGAUUAAAAACAUUUACAUUUGUUUGUAAGUAUUGCAGUGCCAAAUUUCAAGUCUAGACCAUGAUUGGCAAACAAGUGCUUUUCAUUCUGUUCUGUUUAUUUGUUUUGCAUGAGGCAUAAAUGUGCUGUUCUCUAUUGUCCAUCUGGAAUAAUUAAGCACUCCUUUAGUUGCCUUGCCUCAGCAAGAAUCAAGGAUGCACAGUUCUAGCCUGAAACACCAGGAGUCCUGAAAUGUGCACCAGCCAAGAACAGGAGACUAUGAAAGAAAUGAUGAUAGGAAGUUCAGGUAUGUUGGGCUGAAAUGUUCCCAGAGCCUGCCCAGUGCCAGGGCUGCUGGUGAGGUGCCAGCUGCUGGUCAGUGUGAGUGCUGCAAGAACACUGGCCAAAGGGAUGGCCCAGCUGAGCCCCCACGCUGAACUCGGAGUGUAUGGCAUAGAGAUCUUUGUAGGGCAUAAUAUACCCUAAAUAAUAAUAGUAUAGCUAUAAAUAUUGCCUGGUGAUAAAUAUAAUGUGGAGAGGCAGACAAGUACAGUCAUGGCUCUCAGUAGAGAAAACUUCACGGGGAAUAUUUGCCAGGGUAAUAUCAGUAAUUAUAGGGUGUGUUCAAAAUAGAGUUCAUGGGGAAAGAUUGGCAGGAUAGGCACUUUCUUAAAUAAAUACCUUUAAUAUAUUGACCAUAAUAGCUGAAAAACAAGUCCAAAGCUUUGGUUAAUCUAACUCCCCCAGGCUGAGGACUGGUACCAGGCCAGCAUGGCAGUGUCCCCGUGGGGCUUGGCACCUUCUGGGAGUGUCACAUGGAGGGAGAGGCCAGAGCAGAGCCUGCAGCCUCAGCCCCUGGGGAGGGAGCAGCCCUGCUGGGGGACUGGGGCAGCCUCAGGGAGCCCAGCUGGCACCCCCAUCUCUCAGAACCCCUGCUCAGAGGCACGGCUGGCAAGGACACCAUGAGGGGUCCAGGAGAAAAAUGCCAAUUUCCCCCAGCAUGGAAGUGUGGACUGAGCAUGGUGGAGGUUUCUUGAGAAAGCCAAGUUUUAUCUGCAGGGUAAGUGCACAGGUUCUCACUCCUGAGAUGACGAGAGCACCAUGGAUGAGGCUCUACAUAUGUGUGUGUGUGUGUGUGUGUCUGUCAGUCUGUAUGUCUGUGUGUCUGUGUCUGUGUGUGUGUGUCUAUAUCUGUGUGUCUGUGUGUCUGUCCGCGUGUCUGUGUGUCUGUGUCUGUGUCUGUAUCUCUGUCUGUCUGUCUGUCCAUGUGUCCGUAUGCCGCACACAGCCUCACUCAGGGUGGCGCUGGUGGCUCUGCAGGGGACGCUCCUGUCCCUGUCCCUGUCCCUGUCCCUGUCCCUGUCCCUGUCCCUGUCCCUGUCCAUGUCUUUUCCUGUCCGUGUCUGUGUCCAUGUCUGUGUCCAUGUCCUGUCCCUGUCCUGUCCCUGUCCCUGUCCCUGUUCCUGUCCCUGUCCUGUCCCUUUUCCUGUCCCUGUCUUUUCCUGUCCGUGUCUGUGUCCGUGUCCGUGUCCGUGUUCGUGUCCCUGUCCUGUCCCUGUCCCUGUCCCUGUUCCUGUCCCUGUUCCUGUCCCUGUCUGUGUCACUGCUGUCCCCAGGAAGGUUUGGCUGUUGUGUCCCUGUGCUUUGCCUAGUGACCAUUCCCUGCUUUCUGGCAAGGAUGUGGUUUUGACUGAGUGCUGUGAGCCCCUGGAUAUAUUUUGAAUGUGAAAUUAUUUUCUUUUCUUACCCAUCCAGUUCAAGCAUUUUCCACUUUCCUUGGGUACCAAAAUAAAUAACAUUUUCCUUUCUCUCUGCAUGAUAGCAAACAUCUAUAAAGAACUCAGGUGAUCCUCCCUUCUUGCAGGGCAGAAGCAAGCAGGUUUCAUAUGGCUCAUGUAAACAUUUAUCAUUUGUCACUACCCAUCUCAAUGGAUUCAUCAUUUCCCUCCUCUCCCCUCUGCUGUGCUACUUCACAGUCAUAGGAAAACCUCUCAGACACACCCGUUUGUAGACUCCUCACACAGGCACAGCCUUGCUUCAGAGCUCGUUAGUGGCAGGAUCAAAAUGGCAUUUUUGGUGUUUACAGGGACUUGUAUGAGAACUAUAAUGUGACCUACAGUUUGGAGAACAGCCUUGUCCCAACUCUACCUCUGCAUCUGGGAUGGGUGAAAAAUAAUCCAUCUCCAAGGAAAAAAAUCAGACCUCCCAUUUUAUAGCUGAAGCAUAAUUCUUUGUUGAUUUUUUGGAUGACUGUUUGCCACCUUUUUCUUUCAUGCUUGUACAUACUCUCUCCUCUCCCCUGGUGUGUCGUAUGAUGAUGCCUUAGCUGUUUGCUGCCCCAUGUUCUGCCACCUUUGGAGCCACAUCCACUCACACAUUCAGGCCCUUGGCAGGUGUAACGUUCUCCAUGCCAUGGUGGGCCACUGCUGGUCCAGGGAAGGAAUGCAUAGGCAAGGAUUUCCAGUGGGCCCGUGAUAGCUGGCAAAGGCCAAAGUUCAUUAAAGUAAAAUAAAUGUCACUUUCUUUUUGUGGAAUAAAUUACCCUACUGGAGUGUGAUCAUUGUGGUUUUAACCUGGGACCUUGCAGUAAAAGAUUAUACAGCAACCUCUGACCUCUUUGAUUUCUGCUUUGCUCUUCUGUUGUCAAGGGAAUGUCCCCAAUCAGGUGACAGUAAAAUGUUUAAUGGGCCAUAUCACAGUAAUAUCUUACAUCGAGUCAAAUUGAUAAACUCUUGCCAAAAAUUCUUAGCAUCUGGCACUUCCACGGAAACCACAAACAAUGAUUGCACAUAUGGGAGCUCGAAGGCCAGAGGUCAUGACAGCAGUUUAUUACAUGCACCUUACAGUGAU